Camelina sativa (false flax) is the source of this 2150-nucleotide messenger RNA. Lineage: Eukaryota; Viridiplantae; Streptophyta; Magnoliopsida; Brassicales; Brassicaceae. The record is from RefSeq and is a predicted model, not a curated record.
CUUCAUUAUUUUUUUUGCUAUCAUUUUUAAUGGAGUUAACGAUUUUCACAUAUCAAAAAUAUUAAAAUAACAUAUUCUUUUUGAAAAAAAAAACCUUUUAAAACUUGAUUUUUUUUUUAAAUAUUUUCAAUCACAAUUGAUCUGAAACAGAUAGUGUAAAUAAUAAGUAUAUGGAAGACAUCUAAAGCAGAGUAUACGAGAGCCCAAAAUGGAAGGGGUUUAGUCUCUCAUAAACAUGAUUGUGUUGCUUCUUCUUGUAGCUUCGUCUGGACUUGGAAAAUGCUUCCAUGCUUACAGUUACAGCAGGAGUGAUUUCCCGGAAGGUUUCGUUUUUGGAGCCGGGAUAUCUGCUUAUCAGUGGGAAGGAGCUUUUGAUGAAGGCGGGAGGAAGCCUAGCGUUUGGGAUACAUUCCUGUUGGUGCGGGAUUCAGCACCCCCGACAUACCGAACUAAACCAGAAAUACUAAUUGAUUAGUUAACCGGGAAACCGGUUAAGGGCUUGAUUAGGUCAACAAGAGGUCAGUUCGGCCAAAGCGUAGCCUCACUUCGGCACUCUCGUAAGAUGGAUAACGGAGACAUAGCUUGUGAUGGAUAUCACAAGUACAAGGAAGAUGUGAAGCUUAUGGCCGAAACUGGCUUACGUGCAUUCAGAUUCUCCAUCUCUUGGUCUAGGCUUAUUCUCAAUGGAAGAGGUUCCAUUAACCCGAAAGGUCUACAGUUCUAUAAGAACUUUAUCCAAGAACUUGUCAGACAUGGAAUUGAGCCACAUGUUACACUUUAUCAUUACGAUCAUCCUCAGUAUCUCGAGGAUGACUAUGGAGGAUGGAUCAACCGCAGAAUCAUCAAAGACUUCACUGCUUAUGCAGAUGUUUGCUUCAGAGAGUUUGGGCGCUACGUCAAAUUCUGGACCACGAUCAACGAGGCUAAUAUAUUCACUAUUGGAGGUUACAACGAUGGGAAUUCACCGCCUGGUCGUUGCUCCUUUCCGGGCAGAAACUGCUUGUUAGGGAACUCUUCCACUGAAACAUAUAUCGUCGGCCAUAACUUGUUGCUUGCGCACGCCUCUGUUUCAAGACUAUUUAAGCAAAAGUACAAGGAUAUACAAGGAGGUUCUGUAGGCUUUAGCUUAUAUGCAUUCGAUUUUACUCCUUCUACAAGCUCCAAGGAUGAUGAAAUCGCAACGCAAAGAGCCAAUGAUUUCUACCUAGGAUGGAUGCUUGAGCCUGUUAUAUAUGGACACUAUCCUGAUGCGAUGAAAAAAACCGUUGGAUCAAGACUGCCAGUUUUCUCAGAGGAAGAAUCAGAACAAGUUAAAGGGUCAUCUGACUUCAUAGAAACUAUACACUAUCUUACCGCUUCUGUGACAAAGAACGAAAUGAACCCUUCACUUUCAAGAAUCACAGAUUUUAACUCAGACUUGGGCGUAUCUAUUAAUAGCAGUUUCUUCUCUGAAGGACAAGUAUGUUGGUUCUCCAUGGGCUAUGGAAGGCAUCCUGGAGUAUAUAAAGCAGCGCUAUGGCAAUCCCCAGUCUACAUUCUUGAGAAUGGUAAAAUAAUGAAACAAGAUUUGGAGCUGCAACAGAAGGACACACCAAGGAUUGAGUACUUAGAAGCUUACAUUGGAGCAGUGCUGAAAGCCGUUAGGAAUGGAUCAGACACGAGAGGCUACUUCGUAUGGUCAUUUAUGGAUUUGUACGAGUUACUAACCGGAUAUGAGCAUAGCUACGGAUUGUACUCUGUCAAUUUUAGCGACCCCCAACGCAAGAGAUCUCCCAAACUCUCUGCCCUUUGGUACUCUGGUUUUCUCAAGGGCAAAACCACCUUUCUUGGUUCCCAAGGCAUCAUGCAAUCGCAUAGCAAUUUCUCGUCUUCCUCCUAGUACCAGGGUUGCUAUUAAAUAUGAUGUAUCCGGUUCAGUAUAUAGUCAGAUUCUUGAAUAGAAAAGAUCACUGAAGUUGUGUGAUACGAGCCAAAGAAUUCAGCUUCAACACGUACUGAAACGUUUGAUAUAAGAGAGAUAUUUAAGCAAAAACUUCCCUUUAACCCAACUCUUUCUUUUUGAGAAUUAGGUUAAUUGUUGGAGCUUGAGGCUGAGAAUUAGGUUAACCCAACUCUCUCUGUACUCUACUUGAAUGUAUAUAUUUACAAAA